Sapajus apella (tufted capuchin) is the source of this 6338-nucleotide messenger RNA. RefSeq names its product mitogen-activated protein kinase kinase kinase 13 (gene MAP3K13). Bases 2894 to 5791 code for a protein of 965 amino acids. Lineage: Eukaryota; Metazoa; Chordata; Mammalia; Primates; Cebidae. The record is from RefSeq and is a predicted model, not a curated record. The transcript is spliced from 16 exons. Gene Ontology annotation, biological process: protein autophosphorylation; JNK cascade. Gene Ontology annotation, molecular function: protein homodimerization activity; ATP binding; JUN kinase kinase kinase activity.
CACAAUAAAUAAAUAAAUAACAUAUACACACACAGCUUGAUGUUUGUUGGGUAUCUUAUUAAGUUUGCUUCUUUGCCUCUUUCUAUUAGCCUGUAUUGUUUUGGAAGAAAAAAAUGUUUUUCAUAAAUCUGAUUCUUUUAAUGUAUCCUGAUUGGCUUUGGUCACUGUUAAAAGAAAUAGAGAUGUAUAUUCUUCAUCUUUCCAUUUGUUGGUUCUUAAAUAAUGUUGUACACUCAGGCCUACUGGGCAUGCACCAAUACCGUAUUUGCCUUGAACACUCUCCCAUAUUACAUGGGUAAGCUUCUUUGGUCUAUCUUUUUUGUAAUGAUAUUCCACAAUAAGCUCCUUUAGGGAAAUUUGUUGGCUAUGUUGUUUGCCAACAAUAUUCUAUUGCUUCAAUAUAUACAGUACACUGAAUAUCUUUGCUGUGUGCAAAAUAGUCCUGAAACGUUUUCCUUUGCCAAAUGAGCUAAGAAGUGUGCAGUACUUACUAGAGGCCAGGUUUGGACCCUCCAGAACCACAUAAAAAACAGGCAACCACUUUCCUUCUCUCACAGUUGUGUAACUAAUCUGAUUGAGAAAGACAGCAGAUCUCUGUUCAGAAUGUUCUUGGUCACUGGACACCUCAUAACUGAAGCUUUAUAUUAACCAUGAUUGUUCUAGUUUCAAGGAUUUGAGGCCAUUUCCCAAGUUCAGAAAAAUCAUGAUCAGUAUUUGUCAAGUAUUAGCCGUUGUGAGGUGUAGUGAUGAGGAGUAGGGACAAUAAAUACAUUCAUCUCCAAUUUUGUAAAACUGAAAAGUGUAAAAAUAAAGAAGCAAGAGAUGCCUUUUGAGUGAAUUUAAUACAGCUGCUUUUGUUGUUAAUAAUAAAACAUCUUACUGAAACCAAAAUUUGCUCAAAGUUUUCAUUAAGCACCCUUUUGGAGCUGUGUCUUAAUUGACUGCCAGAAGUUGAAUAAACCAAUGAGGAAACGCUGUACCCUUCUUAAAAGUAGCAGCAAGUUUUUCUUCCAUAUCCACUUUUGAUACAACAUGAAGGUCAGCAAGAUGUUACUGCUAUACAAAACAGUUACAUUCAUGUAAUACUGUUUUCCAUAUUUCUGUUUUCUUAGUUACUAGAUUAUUGUUCCCAUGCAUCCUUCCCUUAAUUUUCCUUUUACAAGUCGUGGUGGGCCAGGCAUACAUAUCACUAGUCCGCCAGUUUUAGAAAUAGUUUAUCUGACUUUGAUUUGUUUUGAUUGCAUCAGGCAUAUUGCUGAACAGUAAGAAAAGGGUUAAAGAAAAGAGCUCUAAUGAAUAAAAGAUGGGAUUUCUUCUAUAUGCAUUUUUGUUAGCCUUGAUUCCACCGAAAUUCUAUUUUGAUUCUUUCAUUCAAUAGCAAUAAUAAUGUUUUUAUGACUAUCACAGCUUGAAACAUACACACACUCACUCUCUCUCUCUUUCCCUCGCUCUCUCUCAGUCUCCGUCCCUCCCUCCCUCUCCUCAAGCUGCCAGUCUGUCUUAAGGCAGUGGCAGAUGCCUGAUUGGCGGGCUCUGUUUAUUCUGUGACCAGAUUCCUUCUAAAAGAAGGAAGGCCAAGUCUGCCUGAAGCCUAUUGGCCGGGCCUACUCUGGGCCCGCCCCUCUUUUUUUUCGUGGCACACAGCAAAGCGAAGUCUGUGCGGAAUCCUAAACCAGCCCAAUUUACAUCCAUUCAUGAAUCUGUGACGUCAGCAAGCCUUCGGGCUCCUUCGCGGUGGGCUGGAGGAUUGUGUGGGUGGAAUCCCCCUCCCCGUUAUUUUCCUAAUCCAGCAAGGCUUUUAAAAUUAACCUUACAUCUUUUCAAAGCAAGAAAAUGGAACAGCAUGUGUAGGAAUUCUCCGUUGUUUAUUGCCAUGAAUUGCUCUUGGUCCAGUCCAGCAUGAAUUUAAAAUCUUCCGUAGCACUGCUUUGGAUUGGGCAAAGAGUAAGGUAAGUUAGAUGUUGGGGGUUAUAUAGGGUUAAGUGUUGGCACAGCAGGUGCAGUAGAAGAUAAGAAGGUGGGGGUAAAUGAGGAUUAUCGCUUAACAGAUAACCAUGCAGUCCAGAGUGGCUAUACCCUUCCUAGAUGCAGCCAGCAGAAAAAGCCCUAAGGGGGUGGAGGGCCAUUAUACUGGGCAUGAGAGAAUGAUUGAAGGGAAUGAUGGAAAAGAAGAUGAACAAGUAGAAUUAGCAAAUGUAAAGGUGUUGUUAUCAUUUUAAUAUUCAUUUAAUCAACAUAUUGUUUGCACAUUUACUAUGUGUUCUAAGUAUUAGGUACACAGCAGUGAAUAAAACAGACAUAAAUUGUUGCCCUCUUGGAACUUACUUUAAUCUAAUGAAAGGAGAUGAACAGUAAAUAAGUAAAUUAUGUUUAGACAGUGGUACAUGUUAAGGAGAAAAAUAAAGAUGAGAGGGGCCUAGAGGAUGCAGAGAGUGGGUAAAUUUAAAAUAGGACUUUUGCAUUGUGUUGUUUUUGUGUGGAUAUUGAUUCCCCAAAGAGAUGGUGAACCAUCAAAGAAAAGGGUCAGUGGUUGACCUAGUCAGGCACCCUGGAGAUGUAAGGAGAGUUUCUUCUAAGUCCUAAAAGUCAAUGUGAAUUUUCAGCAUUAACUUUAUUGUAGGUACCUCCUUUUUACUUCCUUGAGCAGCAGAGGCAGUACAUUGUGGUUGAGGAAUGCAUCUUCUUAGGAAAGACCUUUUGGACAUUAGUGUACAAGAGUAUGUUCUCUGUGUUAAACAAAAUAAAAGUUGCUCUAAAUGACAAUAUGAAAAUCUAAGAGUAAUUCAGGAUUACAGACCUCUAGUAAAGGUUUUGGAGCCCUCUCUUAAGUCAGAAGUCUGCCCUAAUAAUCUUCUGAGUGUCAUCUCAGGACCUCAGUUACACUCAUGGCACAAUGGCCAACUUUCAGGAGCACCUGAGCUGCUCCUCUUCUCCACACUUACCCUUCAGUGAAAGCAAAACCUUCAAUGGACUACAAGAUGAACUCACAGCCAUGGGGAACCACCCUUCUCCCAAGCUCGAGGACCAGCAGGAAAAGGGGAUGGCACGAACAGAGCUAGUCGAGAGCGUGAACAGCCCCAUCACCACGACAGUGUUGACAAGCGUAAGUGAGGAUUCCAGGGACCAGUUUGAGAACAGCGUUCUUCAGCUAAGGGAACACGAUGAAUCAGAGAUGGUGGUGUCUCAGGGGAGCAGCAACACAGUGGACAGAGAGAGCACGAGCGGAACUGAAGACAUCAAGAUUCAGUUCAGCAGGUCAGGCAGUGGCAGUGGUGGGUUUCUUGAAGGACUCUUUGGAUGCUUGAGACCUGUAUGGAAUAUCAUUGGGAAGGCAUAUUCCACUGACUACAAAUUGCAGCAGCAAGAUACUUGGGAAGUGCCAUUUGAGGAGAUCUCAGAGCUACAGUGGCUGGGUAGUGGAGCCCAAGGAGCUGUCUUCUUGGGCAAGUUCCGAGCGGAAGAGGUGGCCAUCAAGAAAGUGAGAGAACAGAAUGAGACGGAUAUCAAGCAUUUGAGGAAGUUGAAGCACCCUAACAUCAUCGCAUUCAAGGGUGUGUGUACUCAGGCCCCGUGUUACUGUAUCAUCAUGGAGUACUGUGCUCAUGGACAACUGUAUGAGGUCUUGCGAGCUGGCCGGAAGAUCACACCUCGAUUGCUGGUAGACUGGUCCACAGGAAUUGCAAGUGGAAUGAAUUAUUUGCACCUCCAUAAAAUUAUUCAUCGUGAUCUCAAAUCACCUAAUGUUUUAGUGACCCACACAGACGCAGUAAAAAUUUCAGAUUUUGGUACGUCUAAGGAACUCAGCGAUAAAAGUACCAAGAUGUCAUUUGCUGGCACAGUGGCAUGGAUGGCACCAGAGGUGAUACGAAAUGAACCUGUCUCUGAAAAGGUGGAUAUAUGGUCUUUCGGAGUGGUGCUUUGGGAGCUGCUGACAGGAGAGAUCCCUUACAAAGAUGUAGAUUCUUCAGCCAUUAUCUGGGGCGUUGGAAGCAAUAGCCUACACCUCCCAGUUCCUUCCACUUGCCCUGAUGGAUUCAAAAUCCUUAUGAAACAGACAUGGCAGAGUAAACCUCGAAACCGACCUUCUUUUCGGCAGACGCUCAUGCAUUUAGACAUUGCCUCUGCAGACGUACUUGCCACCCCGCAGGAAACUUACUUCAAGUCUCAGGCUGAAUGGAGAGAAGAAGUGAAAAAACACUUUGAGAAGAUCAAAAGUGAAGGAACUUGUAUACACCGGUUAGAUGAAGAAUUGAUUCGAAGGCGCAGAGAAGAGCUCAGGCAUGCGCUGGAUAUUCGUGAACACUACGAGCGAAAGCUUGAGCGGGCGAAUAAUUUAUACAUGGAAUUGAGUGCCAUCAUGCUGCAGCUGGAAAUGCGGGAGAAGGAGCUUAUUAAGCGUGAGCAAGCAGUGGAAAAGAAGUAUCCGGGGACCUACAAACGACAUCCUGUUCGUCCAAUAAUCCACCCCAAUGCCAUGGAGAAACUCAUGAAAAGGAAGGGAGUGCCUCACAAAUCUGGGAUGCAGACCAAACGACCAGACUUGUUGAGAUCAGAAGGGAUCCCCACUACAGAAGUGGCUCCCACAGCAUCCCCUUUGUCCGGAAGUCCCAAAAUGUCCACCUCUAGCAGCAAGAGCCGAUAUCGCAGCAAACCACGCCACCGCCGAGGGAAUAGCAGAGGCAGCCAUAGUGACUUUGCCUCAAUCUUGAAAAACCAGCCAGCCCAGGAAAAUUCACCCCAUCCCUCUUACCUACACCAAGCUCAAUCCCAGUACCCUUCUCUCCAUCAUCAUAAUGCACUGCAGCAGCAAUACCAGCAGUCCCCUCCUGCCAUGUCCCAGAGUCACCAUCCCAGACUCAAUAUUCAUGGACAGGACAUUGCAGCCUGCGCCAACAACCUGAGGUAUUUUGGCCCAGCAGCAGCCCUGCGGAGCCCACUCAGCAACCAUGCCCAGAGACAGCUGCCUGGCUCGAGCCCUGACCUCAUCUCCACAGCCAUGGCUGCAGAUUGUUGGAGAAGUUCGGGGCCCGACAAGGGCCAGACUGGUCCCUGGGGCUGUUGCCAGGCUGACCCUUAUGACCCCUGCCUUCAGUGCAGACCAGAACAGUAUGGAUCCUUACACGUACCCUCUGCUGAGCCAGCGGGAAGGAGCCCUGACCUUUCCAAGUCACCAGCACACAAUCCUCUCUUGGAAAAUGCCCAGAGUUCUGAGAAAAUGGAAGAAAAAGGAUUCAGCAGCUGUAGGUCUGAGUCAUCCCUCGGCACCACACAGCUCAUCACCCCUCCAGUGCUACCUCGAAAAACAAGGCCUCUGCAAAAGAGUGGAGAUGACUCCUCAGAAGAGGAAGAAGGGGAAGUGGACAGUGAAGUUGAAUUUCCACGAAGACAGAGGCCCCAUCGCUGUAUCAGCAGCUGCCAGUCAUAUUCAACCUUUAGCUCUGAGAAUUUCUCUGUGUCUGAUGGAGAGGAGGGAAAUACCAGUGACCACUCAAACAGUCCUGAUGAGUUAGCUGAUAAACUUGAAGACCGCUUGGCGGAGAAGCUAGACGACCUGCUGUCCCAGACGCCGGAGAUUCCCAUUGACAUAUCCUCACACUCAGAUGGGCUCUCGGACAAGGAGUGUGCCGUGCGCCGUGUGAAGACUCAGAUGUCUCUGGGCAAGCUGUGUGUGGAGGAACGUGGCUAUGAGAAUCCUUUGCAGUUUGAAGAAUUGGACUGUGACUCUUCAGAUGGGGAGUGUUCUGAUGCCACAGUUAGGACCAAUAAACACUACAGCUCUGCUACCUGGUAAUGAAGGAACACGCAUCCUGAAGAUCUUGUGACUAUACUGGCAUUUCAGAUCCACCCCACCCUCAGACUUGUCCCACUCUCUCCCAGCAUUUUGUCUGGGAACAGAGACUGCCCCACCUUCACCACCCCUAGAAAUGAGCUGCAAUAACAGGAACAUGAGACUUGGCAAAUCUCUGGAAAAUAAUAUCCAAAUGAAAUUGAGUCUCACUGAACAUUUCAAUCAAGAAUGGCAGGGAUCUAUUUUAUUGAAUAUUCUAGCUACUGUAACAUUGAUAUUUAUUUUUGUUUGACAUUUUAACACUUUGUACUGUAAAGAGUGAACUAUAUAUGAGAUAGAGAGAGAUACAAUAAUUUCUUGCAGAAAAAAAAGAGAUAAAAGAAAGAAAAAGAAAAGAACAGGAAAAAAAGAAAUAAGUGGAAUUUAGGAGCAACAUCCUUGGGAAUUUGUGGGGCCGGGAGGUGUUACUGCUGCUUGAACAGGGGACCAGGUCUUUUGGCUGUAAAUGACUAAAGAAGAGCCAGAGCAAGACAUUGAACAUUUUAGAACA